Messenger RNA from Vanessa tameamea, 2325 nucleotides. Its product is annotated as leucine-rich repeat-containing protein 40-like. The record is from RefSeq and is a predicted model, not a curated record. The coding region runs from base 168 to 1979 and encodes 603 amino acids. The transcript has 11 exons. NCBI's taxonomy places the organism in Eukaryota, Metazoa, Arthropoda, Insecta, Lepidoptera, Nymphalidae. Gene Ontology annotation, molecular function: protein binding.
UUUGACUUAUGACAUAACAUAAUCGUAACAUAUCUUUAUAUAGUUUAAGUUUGUAUUUGUAAUUAAUUUAUAUCAAAACCUCAAUGUGGCUUUCGUAGUUCGUAUAUAUUGCAAUGAUAUUUUAACUUCAUUUAAAAUUUCCAUACAUUGUGUAGUAAUAUAUUAAAAUGUCUCGUCGACAUACAACACCGACUAAAUCGAGAGUAAAAUUUUGCAAUAAAUCUGUUUUUCACCUUCAAGAUAAAAAGGCAGAUGAAAGUGAGCUGUCUAUUGGUUUGAUUAAAUCGGCUAAACGUACAGGACAGUUGAGUUUAUGUAAUAGAGGACUUGGAACAGUACCAGAUAAUGUCUGGAAAAUUAAUGAAUUGGUUUUGGAUGACACCAAAGAGGUAGACUUCACACGAAGCGAUCUAAACAAUUGGUGGAAUGCAGAGCCCCUAAAGAUGCUUGAUCUCAGCUCUAAUGUUAUUAAAAAACUAUCUCCAGACAUAAAAUUGUUGCAGGAACUUGUUACAUUGAAGCUUCAUGACAAUGCAUUGACUGAGCUUCCGGCUGAAUUUGGUGAACUUAGCAACUUAUCAAACUUGAGUUUAGAUCAUAAUAAACUGGAAGUGUUGCCAAUAGAGUUCUAUAAACUAUGUGAGCUGAGAUGGCUAAGCAUUUCCCAUAAUAUGCUCCAGAAAAUUGAGCCAGACUUUGGAGAUUUAGUAAUGUUAACAUUUUUGGACUUAUCACAUAACAAAUUGACAGUAUUACCGCCUGGAAUGGGAUAUUUAGUGCGCUUGAUGGAACUCAACUUAUGUCAUAACCAACUGUUAGAGCUACCUCCUGAUAUAGUUAAUCUCAGAGAUUUGAAAAAGCUGAAUGUUAACAAUAAUAAUUUGAAGAAAUUACCUCCAUUGGGUGAAUUGAGGAAAAUGGAAAUAUUCGAUGCUAACCAUAAUGACCUUGAAGAGCUUCCAGAUUUUUAUGGAUGUACAGCUUUAAAAGAAAUAUAUUUAGCUAAUAAUUUUAUAAAGGAAAUUACUGAAGAAUUCUGUGAUCAAAUGCAACAUUUAAAUGUGUUAAAUGUAAGAGACAAUAAAUUGGAAGUAUUACCUGAAAAUAUAUCACUUCUGAAAAAGCUUAAAAGAUUUGAUCUUUCAAAUAAUAACUUAAACAAGUUACCGAGAAACCUAGGUCUGCUCUCCCAGCUUCAGAGCAUAAGUAUGGAGGGUAACAAGCUGUCAUGCGUGCGACAGGAUAUCAUCAAAGGGGGCACUGAUAGGAUGAUGAAAUAUCUACGGGACCGAAUGACAGACGAAGUUGUAAAGGAAACCAGGGUCAAUGAAGCUAACUGGCCCGACAAAUACACUAUGAAAAAAAGUCAAGCUUUAAUGUUGCCUUCAAAAGAUCUGACAGCAAUACCAGAAGACGUUUUUAUCGCAGCAGCCGAUGCUGAAAUUCACAUAGUUGAUAUAUCUAGGAACAGAUUCACAACCGUGCCCUUUGGGGUUCACCAUGUACGAGAAACACUGACUCAGUUAAUAUUAUCGUCAAACAGCAUCGAGAGCGUUCCAACCGAAAUAAGCGCUUGUAAACAUUUGCAAUACCUGGAUUUGGGUAAAAACUGCCUAAUCGACUUACCCAUCGAAAUAGGGCUCUUGAAGAAUUUAAGGGAACUAGUCAUAUCUAACAAUAAGUUCACGAAGAUCCCGAGAUGCGUGUACAACCUGGACAACCUGGAGAUCCUCCUGGCGGCCGACAACCGCAUCGAGGAGAUCAACGUGUCGUCGGACGCGCUGGCGCGCCUGCCGCGCCUCGCCGCGCUCGACCUGCGCAACAACGACAUCCGCGCCGUGCCGCCCGAGCUCGGCACCUUCACACACCUGCGAUCGCUGGAGCUGAUGGGCAAUUGUUUCCGUCAGCCUCGACACGCAAUACUCGCUAAAGGUACAGCCUCCAUUCUCUCGUAUCUCAGGGACCGAAUACCUACUUAGUGACUACGUUGUAACAAAAGGCUGACCGAUUUGUUUGUUACUAGCGCCACGUAAUAUAAUGCCAGUGUGUAAGACGACACUCAUACUUCUAAACGAAUAUUAUAAAUGCGAAAAAUGCUUUUUUUCUGAAAAUCAGCUUGGAUUGAAUCCAUACCUGAUUAAGUUCAUGUGUCUUAAAGUUAGGAGAUUUGCCGAAAAAAAAUAUCACAGACAGAUUCGCCUCGAACACCUAAAUUGGGUUUCUGUCACACUGUUAAUGUUUUGAAAUUUGCUGUGAGCUCUUGCAGUGCUAACUGUGUAUAUUAAUAUAAUAUGAUCAAACAAAAUACAAGAUUUGGGCAUUAAA